AUGUCGAGACAUAGGCCAAACAGUAACAGGGCUUUCCCUAGGCUGCCUGUAGGGUCAAACUUGAAUCCCAGUGGCAACAACAUGUCAAGCCAACUAAACCUCGAGGGCGAGCAGGCUGUGGAUCCAUCAUUUCUGCAUCAGGGACCAGGGUACCUAAUGAUGAACCCCUAUCCCUUCAAUUACCAGACUCUGUCAAUGACUGAACCUCAUCAACUGUUGUCUAGCAGCUGGGUAGACAGGCUCUCUGCCCAUGCACCACCUGGUGGCCCAUCUGUGGGCAGUUACCACACCCACCACUCUGCCCAUUCACCACCUGGUGGCCCAUCUUCAUGUGGUUACCACACCUAUCAAGACACUCACCCACCUGCCUCCUUACUCAGCUCUGCCCAAAGAUAUUCAAACUCACUCACCAAUGUUAUCCAUACUCAAGGCAAUCAGGAGAUCAGUCGGCCUCAGUGCCAACACUGUGUCACAAUGCCUCUGACUCCACCUCCUCCUGCAUCAGUGGGUGCAGUUGCCAAUGCAACUGCACCAUCUGAUGGCUAUAUGGCCGAUGCUGCACUUGUUCCUGUGACAGUAACCAAACAAGAGCGAGGGCAGAUUGUGGACCAAGCAAAAAAAGAAGUACAAAAAUACAUGUUCGCUGUGGACACUGUGCCAAUGAAGAAUGUGUGCACUGAAUGUGUGAAAGCAGCCAUCCAAAAAGCCACACACUGUCAUUGGAGGAGCAAUCCACUGGUCAUUCAAACACUCCUCACUGAUCUCACUUUCCUUAAACCCUGGCAUUAUCAACCAAUGCAACCAACAGAGGAUCCCUAUACUGCAACAAAUGAAGGCCUAUUUGAGCAUGAGUUAUUCACAGAUAUCAUCAUCAACAUCCUCUUCCUGAGCCCAGGACAGCUAUACAAGGCCAUCAACAAGGACUCAAUGGAUCCCCUUUGCACUUUGGCAGGAACUGCCAUCUAUGCUGCCCUCAAGGAUCAUUGGAAUGGUGUCAUUUCUAAGCUGCAGGAGAGUGCUGUUGAGAGUGCAAGAUUGUCUGAGAUGCAGAGGGCAAUCAUCAAGAGAGGUUACAUAUUGAUUGAUGUACAAUGA
Molecule: messenger RNA, 1095 nt
Organism: Pisolithus orientalis
Lineage: Eukaryota; Fungi; Basidiomycota; Agaricomycetes; Boletales; Pisolithaceae
Exons: 8
Coding region: 1-1095 (364 amino acids)
Source: RefSeq, a predicted model, not a curated record